Molecule: messenger RNA, 679 nt
Organism: Trichoderma reesei QM6a
Lineage: Eukaryota; Fungi; Ascomycota; Sordariomycetes; Hypocreales; Hypocreaceae
Exons: 3
Coding region: 82-534 (150 amino acids)
Source: RefSeq, a predicted model, not a curated record
UGAACGACGAUAUCUUGACUCCUUCAUCAAUCUCGCCAACCUCUCCAUCGCAUCGCAUCACAUCAAACAGCAUCCAUCACAAUGUCUCUUCAAUACUUCCCCGCGGUUAAGCCCUCGGCCAUCGCCCUCGGCACCUUCUUCAACCACGGCGUCGACCUCGUCGUCCUCGCCCCCGUCUUCGGCCAGACGUACCACCGCGCAAAGGCCUCCAACACCAAGGAGGAGUUCAUCCGCUCCCGCGAGGCCAGCGGCGCCGCCAUCGCCUGGGGCACCUCUUUCGUCGGCUCUGCCCUGCAGAGCUACGGCGUCGGUGCUCUGCUCAACGCCACCGGCACCCUCAGCCACAAGGGCGCUGCGUACCUGGGUGCUCUGAUCUUUGCCGCCACCUCUGCUCCUACGUUCCUCACCCAGAUCUUCAGCGAGAAGCGGCCCCUGGACACCGUCGGCGUCAACAUCGCUGCCAAGCUGCUAGAGACUGUUGGCCUGUCCUUGGUUCUCAACUGGUGGGGAACCAGGACCAACCCCUUUGCGUAAAUGCGCAUAGUUUUUCUGUGAUGAAGUCUUUUCCUGAGGCUGGUUUCGGGAGGAGUUAAUGGAAACUCAUGAUCAUGUCACGCCAUCGCGUCCCCGAUGGUGAAUUGUGUAUAACAUCAACCUAGUAGUCAAUUCAGUUUGGAAC